GGCUAUCAUUACAAUAUAUAUAUAAAUUUAUAUGUAAUAUCGACUAUAUUAACCAUAUGAUGCGUGGAGGUAGCAGUCAUGUAGUAAGAAUAAAGAAUUGUUUCAGAUAUAUAUCAUAUCACUUUCAUUGUUAGGAAAACACCUGUGUUUUAUUUUUUUUGGGAGGAUUUUUAAUGUAAAUUUUUAUAACUCAUUUGCAAACUUUCAUUUGGUGGAUUGAAUUUAGUUCGCGUUCUGGAAUAAUGACUUUUUUAACAAUUGUAUAUGCUAUUUUAAUAAUAGUUGUCGCUGUUUUUCUAUUACGAUGCUUAGAAAUAUUUCUUAGAUCUUUUCGAAUUAAGAAUAUUGAUAAGAAGCAUGUUCUUAUUACAGGAUGUGAUUCCGGUUUUGGAUAUUUAUUAGCCAAGAAACUAGAUAAGCAGGGAGUUCAUGUUGUUGCUACUUGUCUUACCGAAAAAGGUACGACAAAGCUUGAGGAUGAAUGUUCGAGUCGAUUGAAAGCUGUUACGUUAGAUAUUACUGAUGAAGAAGCCGUAUCUGACUUGGCAGAAUUCUUAAAUUAUGAUUUAGGUGAGAUUGGACUUCAUGGUCUAGUUAAUAAUGCAGGAAUUGGAGAACCUAGUGAGGGAGCGGACUGCCGUCAUUUGAUGGCUAAAGAUCUCAGAGAACUAUACGAAGUUAAUACUUUUGCAAUUGUUACAAUGGUUAAUAAGUUUUUGACUCUAUUGGAGAAAGGAAAAGGUCGAAUAGUAAACAUGACUUCAAUUAAUGGGCGAAUAAUUGAUCCUACUCUUACCAAUAUUCCUUAUACAACGAGUAAAGCCGCUUCCGAAGCUAUAUCCGAUAGUUAUAGAAUUUUAUUCAAGGCGUAUGGUAUUCCAGUGAGCGUUCAUAUUAUUGAGCCUGGAUUUAUUAAAACAGAUAUUCUAAAUCCUGAUAGAAUGAGGUCUAGCUUCGAGAGAGGUAAGUAUAGAUGGACAAAAAGCGAACUAGAGAAAGAGAAUGAGGUUUUUGAGGAAUUUGGAAAGAUAUUAACUGUAGUUGAUAAAUUUGCAUCUAAAAGGCCUGGAUUAGUUGUAAGAGCUUAUGAACAUGCGCUCUUCUCAAAAUGGCCAAAGAAGCGUUAUAGCGUCGAAGUUGGAUUGGAUUUGAUCGUAUCAUAUCUUCCUUCAAUAAUUCAAGAUGCUUUUGUCAUACUUCAAUUCUAUCUAGUUGUAGAUGCAGCAUCAAAAAUUAAACAAUCGGCUUUUGAUCUUAAAAAUAAAGAAGAAUAAGAAGAUAAAUUUUAAAAUUAACAAUCAAAAUGCGAGUGAUGAAUUAAGAUAAAAUAACUAAAUAACUUGUAACUUUUUGAAUAAUGAUUUUAAAUUGAAUAAUAAAUUGUUAAAGAGAAAGAAUACUACACAAUCAAUAUCUUACAUGUGGUGUAUUUU
Dimorphilus gyrociliatus is the source of this 1433-nucleotide messenger RNA. Lineage: Eukaryota; Metazoa; Annelida; Polychaeta; Dinophilidae. The record is from the annotation of a GenBank genome assembly.